GACAUUUCGCUCACUCCUGGCUUGCACCCUCUCUCAUUCUCCACCUGAGGAAGGACUUCCACUUAUAAGGGAUUGUUUAUCCUGAGGAAUUCUGUGCCUAAAGCCUUUGCCGGCAUCAUAAUUUCAUUCAUGAUGUACAGCUUCAUGGGAGGGGGCCUGUUUUGUGCCAUUGUGGGAAACAUCUUGCUGGUGGUCUCCACGGCCACAGACUACUGGAUGCAGUACCGUCUGUCCGGCAGCUUCGCCCAUCAGGGCCUGUGGAGAUACUGCAUGUCUGGGAAGUGCUACAUGCAGACCGACAGCAUCGCCUACUGGAACGCCACUCGAGCUUUUAUGAUCCUGUCCGCCAUGUCGUGCUUUGCUGGCAUCAUUGCAGGAAUCCUCUCCUUCGCUCACUUCUCUGCCUUUGAGAGGUUCAACCGAUCAUUUGCUGCUGGCAUCAUGUUCUUUGUUUCAACUCUUUUUGUCCUGCUUGCAAUGGCCAUUUACACCGGUGUGACGGUGAACUUCCUGGGCAAGCGUUUUGGUGACUGGCGUUUCUCUUGGUCCUACAUACUAGGCUGGGUGGCUCUGCUCAUGACCUUUUUUUCAGGUAUAUUCUACAUGUGUGCCUACAGAAUGCAUGAGUGCAGAAGAGUGGCCGGCCCUCGUUAAAGUAGACCAGGAAAAAAAAAAAACAAGUAGCAGAAAAUGAUGUCACAACUUACUGAUGAAUAAACUGUGGAAGCUUGCAUAUCUACAAA
Messenger RNA from Nematolebias whitei (Rio pearlfish), 743 nucleotides. RefSeq names its product lens intrinsic membrane protein 2.5 (gene lim2.5). Gene Ontology annotation, molecular function: structural constituent of eye lens. The coding region runs from base 130 to 654 and encodes 174 amino acids. The record is from RefSeq and is a predicted model, not a curated record. Gene Ontology annotation, cellular component: plasma membrane. The transcript has 5 exons. NCBI's taxonomy places the organism in Eukaryota, Metazoa, Chordata, Actinopteri, Cyprinodontiformes, Rivulidae.